CUCUCCACCGGCCAAUCACCCCGCACCUUCCCAUUUGGACAACAAAUUAGAAAACGUAUUAAAUGGAAAAUCCAAAAAACCAAAUGACAAAAAAAGGACCCCCUUUUUUACUUCUUUGUUUGGUUUUAUCCAAUUAAAAGGAAUUUGGGAUCUCUUGCAAUUCUAAAAGAAUUGCUCUUUCCUGCUUUUCAAUGUGAGUUUAAUCAUGUCAUUGGGAUCAUAGAGAAAAAUCAUAUAUUAAGGGAGGGAGUACAUGGCACUUUCAGACAAGGAGCUUUCAGCGGCGGACUUAAGAGCUACACAAAGCAACUGGGUUCAAUAUUCUAAACAGCACUCUAAGAAUCUCCCUCCAGGAUCCAUUACUGACUUCGAAUGGAAGGAUUACUGUCCUAAAGCUUUCAGACUUCUACAAGAGCUUGAUAACAUCGACAACGGUGACUACAUGAUGUCAGUUUGUAGUGACGAAACUAUAAGGAAGGCCUCGUCAACGUUGAGACCUGGAAACCUGUUCCUUUUGUCCAAUGAUAGCCGAUUCGCAAUAAAAACACUGCGGAAAUCUCAACUCAAGGUCCUCAUAGAAAUGCUUCCAAUCUACUAUAACCAUCUCAGAAAGUUCCGCAACACAAUAUUGAACAAGCUGUAUGGACUUCAUGUUGUGAAACCAGUUGGAGGUGUCAAGGUUUACUUUGUGGUUGUAGCAAACAUAUUCAAGUCAGAUUUACUGAUGCAUCGGUGUUAUGACCUCAAAGGCUCAUUACAAGGUCGAAAAGUCAAAAAAAUGAGAGUCCGAGAGAAAACUCUUCAUAAGGAGUCGGAUCUUGACUUUCUCUUUUACCUUGAACCAUUGGUCCGACAUAGGCUUUUGGCGCAAAUCAAGCAUGAUUGUGCUUUUCUGGAGGCUGUAGGCAUCAUGAAUUACAGUCUGUUGCUUGGCUUUCAUAUAAAAGAAUCACCUCAAGGUUUCUUGGAUGGUGGAAGUGCAUUUUGUUCUGACUUCCCAUGUCGAGGUUCUGCUGACAGCAGAAGUUCCUGCAACGACAUGAGAAUUUCCAAUGACAUGUUGCAUCAAAGUGAUUUAUCUUCACAAAGAUCCUCCAUCUCUUCAAAUCGAGAUUCAAUUGACAGCAGGAAUUCCACGACGGAAUUGACUUUUUGUGAUCACUGGCUACAAAAUAAUAGUUGUACUUCUAAAUUUGGUGAAGAAAUGUCAGCACGCGGUGUUCGCAUAUCAUGGAAUGGAACAGGAAGUGUAUCAACACGUCAAAUUACCAGAAGGCGAGAGUGCCAUGAUGUUCUUUUAUAUUUUGGAAUAGUGGAUUUUUUUCAAGAUUACGGUGUGAUCAAACGCAUUGAGCAUGCUUACAAGUCAUUGCAGUUCGAUCCAAAGAUGAUUGCCGCUGUGAAUCCCAAAGUAUAUUCGUCUCGCUUUCAGGCAUUCAUCAGUGACUUAUUCAAAGCAGAUGACUCUCUCCACUGAGCCCCACAAUGGAUUCAGGUCCAGAUGCAUGCAAGGAGAUGAUGUAAAGGACAAGAAAUGGAGCUUUUUUGGAAGACAGCAAUGACUAACCAUGGAGACAAUCUUCUGUGAGACUGAGGGUGAUCCCUUUAUUACUUGAAAAUAGAGAAAGUUUCCAGAUGAGAAGCUCGAAUGCAUUGCUUCUGCACACACCAAGUAUUUGUCUUAUAUUAGAAGGGAUCAUUGCUACGGGUCUAUUAUCAAUGAAUUGGCCGGUAAUAGAUGAAGUUUUUCAAAAAUGUGCAAUGUGUUUUAAACUAAAAUAUAGUCCAAUUUCUGGUAUAUAUUAGCUUGGCAAGUGGCAUACAUUUGCCCUAUGUAAUAAUGGCAAAUGCUCGUACCUAGCUUUUCCAUGAGUAACCUUAGGGAGCACAUGCAUUCUCUUCUUUGA
Molecule: messenger RNA, 1907 nt
Organism: Theobroma umbraticum
Lineage: Eukaryota; Viridiplantae; Streptophyta; Magnoliopsida; Malvales; Malvaceae
Gene: PIPK10
Product: phosphatidylinositol phosphate kinase 10
Biological process (GO): phosphatidylinositol phosphate biosynthetic process
Cellular component (GO): plasma membrane
Molecular function (GO): 1-phosphatidylinositol-4-phosphate 5-kinase activity
Source: RefSeq, a predicted model, not a curated record